This is a messenger RNA of Octopus sinensis (East Asian common octopus), 1658 nucleotides long. Its product is annotated as enolase. Gene Ontology annotation, biological process: glycolytic process. The record is from RefSeq and is a predicted model, not a curated record. Gene Ontology annotation, cellular component: phosphopyruvate hydratase complex. Gene Ontology annotation, molecular function: phosphopyruvate hydratase activity; magnesium ion binding. The coding region runs from base 167 to 1468 and encodes 433 amino acids. Lineage: Eukaryota; Metazoa; Mollusca; Cephalopoda; Octopoda; Octopodidae. The transcript is spliced from 13 exons.
GUCAGUUCUCGUGGUCACGAGUUAUGCCCAUAUAUGUACAUAGAGCAAUCUAUACAACUAUAUAUAUAUAUAACUAUCUAUCCCAGCCACAGCGUCUUCGUCUUGAAGCCGUCACUUUGAGCACAUCUUCAUCUUAACUAAGGACAAAGGUUAUAAAUCUGCAAGUAUGGUUAUCAAAAAGAUUCAUGGUCGCCAAAUCUUUGAUAGCCGUGGUAACCCCACGGUUGAAGUUGAUUUGUGGACUGACAAAGGAAUGUUCCGUGCUGCUGUCCCUAGCGGUGCAUCUACUGGUAUCCAUGAGGCUUUAGAAAUGAGAGACCAAGAUAAAAAAAACUAUCAUGGAAAGAGUGUUUUUAAAGCCGUUGACAAUGUGAAUAAAAUCAUUGCAAAAGAACUUCCGGGCAAGCAUAUGGACGAGAAAGAUCAAACUGCUGUUGAUGAAUUUUUGCUUAGUCUGGAUGGAACUGAAAAUAAAAGUAAGCUCGGUGCCAAUGCCAUCCUCGGUGUCUCCCUUGCUGUCUGCAAGGCUGGAGCUGCUGCCAAGGGUGUUCCACUGUACCGCCAUAUUGCUGAUUUGGCUGGUAACAAAGAAGUUAUUCUUCCAGUCCCUGCCUUUAACGUCAUCAAUGGUGGUAGCCACGCUGGUAAUAAACUGGCCAUGCAAGAGUUCAUGAUUCUCCCAACCGGUGCCAAAUCAUUCACUGAAGCUAUGAAAAUGGGUACAGAGAUUUAUCAUCAUCUCAAGGCUGUCAUUAAGAAAAAAUACGGACAAGAUGCCUGCAAUGUUGGAGAUGAAGGUGGCUUUGCCCCUAAUAUUCAAGACAACAAAGAAGGUCUUGAAUUAUUAAAAACUGCCAUUGCUAAUGCUGGUUACUCUGACAAAAUUGAGAUUGGUAUGGAUGUGGCUGCAUCUGAGUUCUGUAAAGAAAAGAAGUAUGAUCUGGACUUCAAGAACCCUAAUUCUGAUUCCAGCAAAUGGUUAACUUCUGAUGAACUGGCUGAUCUCUAUAAGGGUUUUGUCAAGGAUUACCCUGUAACUUCAAUUGAGGAUCCAUUUGACCAAGAUGAUUGGGAAGCUUACUCUAAGUUUACUGGAGAAAUGUCAAUCCAGAUUGUUGGAGAUGAUCUUUUGGUCACCAAUCCCAAGAGAGUUCAGAAGGGAAUUGAUAUCAAGGCUGCUAAUGCCUUACUACUUAAAGUUAACCAGAUUGGUUCAGUUACUGAAUCCAUCAAAGCCUGCAAGAUGUCUCAAGAUGCAGGAUGGGGUGUGAUGGUUUCUCACCGCAGUGGUGAGACUGAAGAUACUUUCAUUGCUGAUUUGGUUGUUGGUCUUUGCACUGGACAGAUCAAGACUGGAGCUCCCUGCCGAUCAGAACGUCUGGCAAAAUACAACCAAAUUCUGCGUAUUGAAGAAGAGUUGGGUUCCAAAGCCAAAUUUGCUGGCAAAGACUUCCGCCACCCUAAAUAAAUUGCGUGAUGAAAUUCCUCUCUUCUAUUUCCAUCAUUCUUUUGACUCUGAUUUAAAAAAAAGAACAGGUCAAUUUUUACUGUAUCUUGUAAAUUUAAUUUGUAAUAUCUGUAUAACCAGAAUAUAUACAUCUUUUAGAACUCAUGUAAUGCACGGGUACUAAUAAAAGUACAGAUAAUAAUAAUCGGGA